Malaclemys terrapin pileata is the source of this 1107-nucleotide messenger RNA. It is a transcript of the gene DMRT1, whose product is annotated as doublesex and mab-3 related transcription factor 1. The transcript is spliced from 5 exons. Gene Ontology annotation, biological process: regulation of transcription by RNA polymerase II; sex differentiation. The record is from RefSeq and is a predicted model, not a curated record. Gene Ontology annotation, cellular component: nucleus. The coding region runs from base 1 to 1107 and encodes 368 amino acids. Lineage: Eukaryota; Metazoa; Chordata; Testudines; Emydidae. Gene Ontology annotation, molecular function: DNA-binding transcription factor activity, RNA polymerase II-specific; RNA polymerase II cis-regulatory region sequence-specific DNA binding.
AUGCCCAAUGACUCAUUCAACAAGCCCUCGGCUUCUUCGGACCAUCAUGCCCAGGGGGGUAAGAUGGGCAGCUUUGGGAAAGCCGCCGUUCUGAUGGCUGCUACUACUCCUGCCGCAGGUGGAGGGGGUGCCGGGGUCUUAGCUCAAGCCACCACCGCCUCGGGAAAGAAGUCUCCCCGUCUCCCCAAGUGUGCCCGGUGCAGGAACCACGGCUACUCCUCGCCACUGAAAGGGCACAAGAGGUUCUGCAUGUGGAGGGACUGUCAGUGUAAAAAGUGCAGCCUGAUCGCAGAGCGGCAGCGGGUGAUGGCAGCGCAGGUUGCAUUGAGAAGGCAGCAGGCCCAAGAAGAAGAGCUGGGGAUCAGCCAUCCUAUCCCUCUGCCCAGUGCCCCAGAGCUCUUUGUUAAGAAGGAAAACAAUGGUGGCAGCUCCUGUUUAUUGUUGGAAAGCAGCAGCCCAACACAUUCAACAAACACAGCAACUACAGCAUCCACCACCCCAUCAGAGGGACGGAUGCUCAUUCAGGACAUUCCUUCCAUCACCAGCAGAGGGCAUCUGGAGAGCACAUCUGACUUGGUUGUGGACUCCACCUACUACAGCAGUUUUUACCAGCCAUCCCUGUAUCCUUACUACAACAACCUUUACAACUACUCCCAAUACCAGAUGGCAGUGGCCAGUGACUCCUCCUCUAGUGAUAUGGGGGGCACACUAGUAGGGUCCCCUGUGAAAAACAGCCUGCGAAGCCUCCCAGCCACAUAUAUGCCAAGCCAAUCAGGAAACCAAUGGCAGAUGAAAAGCACAGAGAGCCGACAUGCCAUGAGCUCCCAGUACAGGAUGCACUCGUACUACCCUCCUGCCUCCUACCUGGGCCAGAGUGUUAGCACGCCUGCUUGUGUUCCGCAGAUCUUCACUUUCGAGGACAGCCCCUCAUACUCAGAGUCUAAAGCAAGCGUAUUUUCACCACCCAGCAGUCAAGAUUCUGGCUUAAUUUCCCUUUCCAGCAGCUCUCCUAUCAGCAAUGAAAGCACCAAAGGAGUACUGGAGUGUGAGUCUGCCUCUGAGUCUGGCACCUUCACUGUUAAUUCUGUCAUAGAAGAUGGCGAAUAA